Molecule: messenger RNA, 9816 nt
Organism: Cuculus canorus (common cuckoo)
Lineage: Eukaryota; Metazoa; Chordata; Aves; Cuculiformes; Cuculidae
Gene: MFAP3L
Product: microfibril associated protein 3 like
Exons: 4
Coding region: 447-1592 (381 amino acids)
Source: RefSeq, a predicted model, not a curated record
GGCGGAGCGGCGGGCAGCGCUGCGGCACGGCACUGCGGCAGCGCCGCGCUCCGCCCCGGCCCCGGGCACGGCGGGGAGAGACGGGGGGCACGGCGGCGGCGGGCGCUGCCGCGGGGCGGGGGCAUCGUCGGCAUCAUCAGCAUCAUCGGCAUCAUCGGCAUCAUCAGCAUCAUCAGCAUCUUCAGCAUCAUCAGCAUCCUCAGCAUCAUCGGCAUCAUCAGCAUCGGCAGCAUCGGCAGCAUCAGCAUCGUGCGAGCGGGAGCAGCGGGCGCGCAGGUGCAGGAGGAGAGUUCGGGAGUUCCUCUGAUUCCAUCUUGGGAGGAUAUUUUAAACAUAAAAUCAAAAGGAUUGAAGUAGAACUCUCCUGUGAUCUCCUCACCUCACGGGCCUGUGUUCAACAGAACCAAUCCUGGUUCGCAGCCAGCUGAAUAUACCACUGAAGGAAAAUGAACGUACUUAACAGCCACUGCUUUUUGUACUUUCUGCCUACCACACGCCUUGUCAUCUUAUUAGCAGCUUUGACGACUGCUGAGGAUGUGACUAAUAGCACUUUCGACCGCACUGACAUGAACACGGGAUCUGUGCCUGUGGUGGUCUCCCGCAUCGACCAUAUUGUAGUCAGGGAGGGAAGCAGUGCCUUGAUUGACUGCAAUGUCCAAGGUAGUCCUAGUCCUCAUUACAGAUGGUACAAUUCCAAUGGGCGCCUUCUCCAAGAAGACAAUAAAGCAGGAAAGUGGUGGUUCCUUGACAACGGGCUACUAAACAUUACCAGUGUGUCUUUUGAAGACAGAGGUAAAUACACAUGCGUUGCAUCUAAUAUGCAUGGCAGCGUUAACAAUACUGUGACCCUGAGGGUUGUUUUUACCUCAGGAGAUAUGGGAAUCUAUUACAUGAUUGUCUGCCUUGUAGCUUUUACCAUUGUUAUGAUACUGAACAUUACUCGGUUAUGUAUGAUGAGCAGUCAUCUGAAGAAAACAGAGAAAGCAAUCAAUGAAUUCUUCAGAACAGAAGGGGCAGAGAAACUCCAGAAAGCCUUUGAGAUUGCAAAGCGUAUCCCAAUUAUCACUUCAGCUAAAACACUCGAGCUGGCCAAAGUAACCCAGUUCAAGACCAUGGAAUUUGCACGUUAUAUUGAAGAGCUUGCUCGGAGCGUACCUUUGCCACCUCUCAUCAUGAACUGCAGGACUAUAAUGGAAGAAAUCAUGGAGGUGGUUGGUCUGGAGGAUCAAGGACAAAAUUUUGUACGGCAGACAGCAGAAGGCCAGGAAACCACUGAAACAGAUGAGCUGUAUAUGAUCCCGAAUGCUUUGAAGCGCAGUGACUCUCCCACAGCUGAUUCUGAUGCAUCGUCACUGCACGAGCCACCUCAACAGAUUGCAAUAAAAGUGUCAGUUCAUCCGUUGUCCCAAAAGGACUCCAUGGAUGGUCAGUCACAAGAAGGCAUGCAGUUGGACACCAAGGAAGAAGAUAGUCCUCAAACACCAGCACUUCCUGCAGAGGCCCCUCCUGAGCCUUCUCCUGAACUCAGUUCUGAUGACACAGCAUUGGCAAAUGACAAAAAUACAUGCAUUAUAUAUGAAAGCCAUGUAUGAUAGUUACUCCUGAAUCUAUGCAUAGCAGGAAAAUCAGGUGGAGCUCUUUUAAAAAUACAUAUUGUACUUGCCGCUAAGCCUUACCUGGAGACUAUCAUAGCAAAAGCAUGUAUGUGGGUUAUUUGGCACUUUCUUCUCAGUUUGACUUUAGUUUACCACGAUGUAUGGCAGAGUAAUUGCUAUUACAUUAAUAUUAAUUGCUCUUUUUGAUUAGGAGUAUUUCCAAGAAACAUUUACCUCAACAUUUUCUAGGUUGGAGUCACCUGUAGUGGCCUCCUGGAAGUCAUUGGCAGACUUUGAUGUAGGACACUUGAGCAUACUAAGCAUAAAACUGGUUUUCAUUUUCCUCCUUCAUUCUUGUUAUUUCCAUCUGUUGCAUUUUUGCAAAUAUUAUCUUGUGAAUUUGAAAUAUUGCCCAGCAAUAUUGAGGCAGCACUCCAGUAGCCAAAUAAAAUCCUAAUAGAUCCCAUUUACAAAGCCUGUUUGCUCAGCUGCAUUGUGAUUUAGAGGGCUAUUAAAGAAAGUUAAAAUGUUUCCAUUUCAUUUGAGACCACACUGCUUAGGCGCAAGGGAAACAGUUUUCCCUUUUCCAUGCAACCAAGAUGCCAACCUUUUUUUUUUUCACAUCAAGAAACAACUUUGAGGUGUAUUUUACAAAUAGCAAAGCCAAUACGCAUCUUACAGAAAGUUGCAGUCACAAUAGCUCUGCAGGAUUUUUUGUGCAUAUUUGACCUUUUUUUAUUUUGCCAGAAGUUUAUACGGAAAACAACUGCAAAUAUGCAAGAUGUGUUGUUUUGUAGGAAUUUGGUAGGAAUAAGCGUGCGCUGCCUUACCAGAAGGUAUGCAGAUUCCUUAGCAGUCCUGCAAAUGCCAAUAAUCAGUUGAUGACAUUGCCGACAGGGAAAAGACCCUUUUAUUUGGAUUCUCAGUUUUGUACAGAUUAAUAUUCUAAAGAUCAAGCCUAAAUUCAUCUAUAAGCAUAAGUUUGAGAUUGUUUUAUCCAAACAAAUAAAAAUUAAUAAUCAAGUGUCCUGUGAAAUUACAGUGAUGAUCACACAAACUGUUUACUGUGUUAUAAUUGCUUCGGUGUGUUAAAAAUCUCCUACUUAUGUAGGGUGUUUAUGGUUUGAGUACAUGUGGCUUUUCCCUAGUAAAGCUUUAAUGAUUACAGCGAUUAUGGUAUUAAAAAGGAUCAACACUUAUGCUGGGAAAUACCAGGAGUGGAAGGGAAGCGAUGAUUUCUGUUGCAGAGAGACAAUAAUACAGACCUUCUCUGGAGUCAAUCUGGAAAGAAAGCACUUACAAGGAGGAGUUUGUGUAAGAUUAAUAGCAUAGUUAACACACAUUUAAUUUGGAACUAAUGAACAAACUAUCACCUGAUAGUUUUUAAGGAGGACUGAGGUGUAAGUAUAGAUACUCAAAAUAAAUCUGGAAUCUAGUACAUAAUCCAGAAAACACUUGAGUCCAUGGGGAAAUGAUGCAUGAAUGGCUCUCCGGACAUUUUAUAGAAGUAGCUACAUCUGUAUAAGGUGUGGAGACAAUCAGCUGUAUUAACUGCACAAGUAAUUGAGACCAAACAAAGUCAAUGUUGCAGCUAUCUAAAAAAACCCUUGAUAAUGAACUUAAAAGAAUACUUUUAAGAUUCAGCUGGACAAGGUACUGGGCCAUCUUGUCUAGACUGUGCUUUUGCCAAGACAGGUAGGACCAGGUGAUCCUUGAGGUCCCUUCCAACCUGGUAUUCUAGAUUCACUAGCAGUGUAAUACAGGAAUACCUCGUGACUUACAUAGGUGGUACAGAGAAGGCUCCGUAUUUACCUAUUGUUAUUUAAAAAAACCCACGUGUUUAAUAAUGGACUUAAGGUUUUGCAACCAACUUGUGAAAAUUAGAGCAUUUUAGUUGCCUACUGUUUGUUCUCACCACAGUGGCAGACGUCUAUAUAAAAUGCAUUUGCACAUGCCCAAAAGGAAACAUGCAAGGGGAGAGUCCCUUUGGGAAUGUGACUGGAAAUAUUUUAGUUCCAGUGAAGCAAUAUAAAUUUAGAACACAGGGUAGAUCAAGAGAAUACCAUACAGAACCUCACUUCUGACCAAUGUGAUUGAAAAUACUACUGAUGCAAACUGUUAACUUCUUGUCUGUGUCCAAAGUACAUUUCUAUUUAGUGUUCACAUCAGUUUUUCAAGUGACUUAUUUUGCUUCUGGUAUGAGAAAGGAGGAAGGCAGAAACAAAAGCAGGAGCUUGCACUAAAUUCUUUAAUUCACCUUAACCUCCUGAAGAGAGGCAUCUUGAUAGUGCUCAUGCAUUCUAAAGUUCCCUGCUUGAUGCCUAACAAAGACUGCACAGAUAAACAAGGAUGUUCUACUCGAAAGAAUUAAAAAAACUUUAAAAUUAUGCUUCAAAAUAAAAUGUUUCAAAAUUAUGUAUUCAACUGCAGUAUUUUAAUUGCUUUUAAUUAUGAACUUUUUACAGUAGAGACUAGACCCGUUCAUGUAUAUAUACGGUGACUGGUACCAGGCAGUUCUGAUCCUGACUGCUGUCUUCAGGCUGUCCUCCAGCUUGUUUAUUAUUUAUUUAUUGAGAAACAUUUGAGAGCAAAUGAUCCCCAUGGGUUUUUUUCAGUUUCUCUGUGCAAAUUUCCUUGAAGAUACAGAAUAUGUUUUUUUUCCAAAGGUUGCCCACAAAGAGCAUAUAUUUGAAGUACACACAAAUUUUCAUUGCUAACCACGUGAACAGCAGCUAUUUGGAUUAGACGCAUAUAAUGUAGUGAAUCCUGUUGUUGCAAAGUCAAAGAGAAACUUGAGUUUCCUGGAGCUGGACUCUCUCGGAGCUGAGAAUUCACAGGUAGGACUGGUCUAGCCAGUCUGCUAUGAAGUCUUUGGACAUUUAGCUUUGUUGUAUUAACAGAAUGAAAACAGAAGAGCACUGUAUUACAGAUUGUAAUGGUUCUGGUUUAUGUAUUUUUUCUGUUACCAUGUGUGCUGCUUGGUAUUUUAUGCAUCCAUUAUAUAACACUUGUAAGCAUAAAGCUUUUUUACAUGUUUUCAGGCACUUCCUUUGUGGGAGUAGAUGGGAAGUAAGGUCCAAACCUGUCUUUCCUGUUCCAAGCUUUCUGGCUAUGCUGUUAUAAAGUAAACAAUUCUGUCUUGCGGUGUUUCUUAGGGAAUGGCUGUUUUAUGGUGCAAGAACACAAUUAACAAAUAUAAAAUUAAUGAUGGCUCUAAGAAUACCUUAACAUUUGUAAUUUUAUAUAUUUUCAUGCACCUUAAGCACUUCAGGGACAAGAGAGUGAUCUGUUCCCCUGUGUGGACUAUGCACACCUUUUGUUACAUUGUUCUAUUUAUUGUAUCAUCAAACACUAAAAUGUUCAGAAAAUGUAAAAAAACUAGUCCAACUGAAUUUGCCUUCUAAAAGCAUAAGGAAGACCCAGCCAGAUUUAGAAAGGAAAAAUAGAUUUGCGCCAUUUUAUAAUAUUUUUUUCCCAAAACUUCAUGAAACAUGAGUAGAUUUCUGCAGCACAAAUCAGUGUUGGAUUUGCAUUUUACACUUACUAUUCUUUUUGCACUAAAUGUAAGACUGUAUUAAUGAGACCACUUGAACAUAGUACUCACUAUCUACUUACUUAAUAUUUUAUUUUAGAGCAAAACUUGUUUACUGCUGAUCCUCUUUUGUUCUCUGAUUUUAGUAUGCUUGUGAUGAAACCUACCCUUCAGUCAUUUUUUGAGACUGUCAUUUAAAAAAUUGAAAAGAACUCAUAGAUUAACCUUUUUAUGCAGGUUUAUUGGUAUUAGUUGAGACAUAGCAAUUCAGUUUUGUGCUUAAAAAUUACUGUAUAAUCAUAAGUUUUGCAGAACGGCACAUACGGGCAGAUAUUGAUUUUUCUAAAAUCAGUGCCUGUUUUAUUCUAAUAUACAUAUUAUAUCAGUUCCUUGAUUUGCAGUUACCUUUUGUCAAAAGUACUGUAACAGUUAACCAGGGCUUUAUGAUGUUCGAUUUGGUUCAGAUCAACUAAUUCUGGAAAGUCUUAUUAGUGUUAAAUUUUAAAAGUUCUCAUGGAAUAUUUUGGCAGCAUGCUAUUUCAGAAGUGCCCUCCUAAAUGUGCCAUACUUAGUGGGGCAAACUGAGAGCUUCUUAGAUGCAAAGGAAAUGCUUGCACUAAAGUAUCUUUAAGUUAUAUUUCAUUUACUAUUAAAUCCUUUUAGAUUUUACAAGAAAUGUAAGACAAAUAUGAAUGUGUUCUUUUGAGAAAGUUACUGUAUUUUGAUUUAAAUAACUGUUAAGAUUUUAUAGUUCACAGCCAUAAACCACAAAGAGACCAGUUCAUGCUGAAAUGCAAUGUGAUCCAGCUUGUAAAUUGAUCAUUGUUUCAAUAAAGAAUUUGCUCAGAGUAUGCCAAGAUUGUACACCCUCAACAGAUGAUGGCUUCCUACUAGGAGUGUGCCAUUGCUCCAGUUCAGGUGGAAGUAAACUGUGUCUUUCAUUGAACAUCUGCUGAUAUUCCAGAAAGCUUAAUCGGGAGAAACAUUUACCUAGAAAGGAAGCUUUAAUAAACCUUUGUAAGGGAGCUGUUGUCAUUAUUCAGAAUAUAGACCAAAUUGUUAAUCGGAGUUAUUAAUAGCCUAGAUUGCUCAUGUAUGUAGCGUCUUCUCUUUGGAAGCAUGCCAGCGCUUCUGCAUGUAAUCCAAGGGGCUUUUUUUGUCAGCUGUUUCCUCUCUCAGCCUUGUCAUGGAGUCUUGCAAAAGGUCUUGCUGCUGUUCCAGAAUUGGGGCCCAGAAACUAAGUACCAGAGGCCCCCUAGUACCAACAUCAAAUAGAAGUGACGGUUGCUAUAUCCACCCUUAUUCCUUCAACUACCCUAAAAGGAUGAGGUGAAAUGGCUUUGCUGUCUCACAGCAGCUGAAAUAUAUCAGUCCCUGGCAAGACUUAGUUGAAGCAGAUGCUGUACUACCUUGUCCUGUCUCCGCUGGUGCUGCACAACUAGCAGCCAGUGGCAGUCACUGACAGAGGUGGAGUGAGAGGGACUUGCCUUUUCACGCAUGAAAGAUUUGCUCUUGCCCACUGCCUGUUCUAGGCUGAAAAACAUAGCAAUUAGCAGGCAAACAACAGCUAUUUGUUUCAUUUUUUAACUGUGCUGUUUGAAAGAGUUCUCCAAUUUUGAAAACUAUUUUCAAAAACACUUUUAUUCAACAGUUUCAGUUGAGUUAAAGUUGCUGAGAGACAGCCAGAAUUUAUCUGAAGAUAUCUAUGAAAAUAGCGAAGGGGUCACAAACUGAUCAUACAAGUGGAAAACGUAUGGCUAGAGCCACAGGUUAUUCUCUUGUUUCAGAAUGGGAUCCUGUCUUGCCAUUGGGGCAGUUUGAUGCUGUGACUUUUUUUCAUCUAGAACAGCACUGCUUCGGGACGCUCCCCUCCAGCACGCCAAACUCCUCCAACAGCUUUGUUGGAGCAUUUUUCAGCAAGGCAGAGUACCACCAGUAAGGUGCGUCCAGUGAGCUCUACCCUCUUGAAGGCUGUGAAACAGACUCUUUCUGCCUGCAGUGCUUCCUUCAAAGAGAAGGUGUUUAUCCUGUGGAGGAGGCUGCCUUACAUCAGUACUACAGAGGCACUCCAAAACUAAAAGCUGCUGUGUCUCCACAGAGAUUAAGAGGGGGACAGUAAAGGGCCUCAGCAUUCCUACUAAGACUGGAGCCAGGGAAAGAUGGUGUACAGCUCAGGGUUUGGACCUCAGAUAUUUGCAGUGCUGCAACACCGCUUUUCCACAGGACUGAAUGUUUUCUACCCUACAUCCUGCACCAGUGCCUGGAAUAUCCAGCUAAGAGGCUUGAGAAUCAGUUCCUUUUCAGUGUCCAUUUCUUCCAUCCCUUCCUCUCCCCAUCUUACAUCCUGCACUUUUCUCUGUCCUCACCAGCUCUGUAGUGCUACUUCUCAAAAUGAGAACAGAGUGAUAUUAGUGGGUGGGGAGACUGUUUCUGCACCUCUCUUCCAAACUGACCUUUCAUAAGUCUCAAAAAGGAGUUUUUUCCCCAGCUAUACCAGGCUCUAAUGUUAUGUUCUAUAGUUAACUUUAUAGUUUCCAGGCCCAAACUGAAUAAUUAUACUCUUACAAUAAAGGUUGACUUGUGAAUCCAUGGUAUCAUGUAUAAGUCUGUAAAUUAGUCAAAGACAGUAACAUAAAAUGAAGCCAAGUUACCAAUUUCUUUGUCAAAAUCAGAAUGUGUGGCAGCAAACAAAUGUGACAGACUUAGGACACCCAAGUUAUGCAACAAGAAGCUAUUUCAUACCACAAGACGAGGCAAGAAGGAGAAAAUUUAACAGCCAACCUUCUAUGGCAUUGACAAUACACGUAAAACUUUGCUUAUAACUGAGUAGAAACGCAGCAUCAGAAUCAAAUCAAUUUCUCAUUCUAUAGCCGCUUUCUAUUUUAAGAACAGAUUCCCUUAACUCUAACUAGACAUUAACUCUAACUGCAGGCAUUGCAGGCAUGGAAACACUAUAGGAAUUAUCAGAAAGAGCCAUGUCUCCUUCAUCUACCAUUUCAAAAAUUAUUUUCAGGACUAUUUAGCUACGCAUCAAACGCCAAACACAUCUGCCACCCUCCCCUGUUGUGGAGCCACAGAGUUUGGGACUCCCAUUUGAGAUGGACUAGCUGAUGUCUCUGAAAUUUCUCUGUCUUCACUUGCAUGGGUUUUGAUUAUACCACCCAAUAAACCACUCAUUUAUUAAUGGCUGAGGCCCUGGCAUUCUCAAUUGAUAAUCGGAGAGAAGUAAAAUAAAUGCUGCCACCACUUCCCUCCUUCUAAAGCCUUUUAUUGCUUCUACCUCAAGGUUAGCCUUGAUGGACAGAUAGCUUCCACAUUGUUUGUGUAUCCUUUAACUCCUUCCUGCUGGUGAACAUUACCAUAGUCAGAAAUCAGGAUUAAAACAAAAUAUCACCCAGCAAAAGAAGCUUCCUUCUAAGGAGGCAAGCAUAGAUCUUGCCUGUUUCAGAUGCUUCAUUAUCCUUCUGUCUAAUAUGUGCAGAGUAAACAGCCUCAGGAAAAUGCAGUAAAAAUAGAAAGAAAUUUAAGGAGAUUUAAAUGGAAAUUUUUUCUCCACACUCAAAAUAUCCAGAGGUGAUUUAUCUUCAAAGUAUGUUAAAUUCUAACUCAUUUAAUCGCAUGUUCCUUUGUUUUUAAACAUUCUCAUGUGGAGAAAAAUGAGAUUCCUAAAAAGCCCAAAAUUUUCACCCCUAGACACAAAGUAAAUAAUCAGAAAAAUAGGAAAAAUAUUCCCCAGCACUUCUCUCAGGAUACCUUUCAUCAGGAAAUAUGUUUCUAGUCCUUUUUAUGGUUCUGCUUAGGUUACUGCAGCUUUCUUAAGGGACUGGUGGAAGUGCAAUUUUUUUCUGCUGUCUUCUUCUUGGUUCAAUAUUCUCUACCCUCUGUGGUCUCUUCUUUGUGUAUAAAAAUCAAUACUCCAGUGAAGAUUUAACUUCUUAUUUCUUUUCCCCAUGAUAGCGUUUAAUUUUUAUACUUUUGUGUGUGUGUGUGUGCUUUCUUUUCCCCUUUGAUUUGUUUUGUUUGCCCUAAAAUUCCUCACAUUUUAAAAUAAACCAGAGGAUCCUAAUGUUUUUUCAGUUACCUGUUUUUGGGUAGGUUCACUCAUACCCAUUUGUAUAAUUUGACUUAACAUCUCUGAAGUUGGUGCAGGAUGAAUUAAUCAAUAGGCUGCAGCAUGUUUCUUUUGCAGAACAACAUCAACAGAAUGGGUAAGGCCAUAAUUCCCAAGAUACAAGUGAAAUAAGUUUCCUCAGUCAUAGAGGGGUCUAUGAAUAUGUUAUGUUCUGCUGUUUGUUCAUUUCAAAAAAGUCACAUAUGAUACAUCUCUGUCUUAAAUAACGUUUCUUUUUGCUUAUCUCCUACCAUGUAUGAACUAGCACAUUUGCACAGACCCUACACUGGUACAUCAGCUAUCCAUUAUCUGGAUUGGUUUAUCUUAUUUAUUGGAUAGCUUGCUAAGUGCAGGGGCCUCUCUACAUUAGAUAAUUUUUAAGAGACUGCAGACAGCUUGGUGACGCUAUGUAAAUAAUAUUCGUUUCAAAUGCAUUUAUAAAGGCUUUUUCACAUUUUUAUAAUUGAAAUGCUGUAUUUCUAUAUAGGCUGAUAUCUACAUGUUAAUGGUCUGGUUUUAUGUAUUCUUUUAACAAGAAACUCCAGUUUUUCAUAAGUGUGCAGUAAAAUGACAGUAAC